AUGACUUUCCUCAAUUGGGUAUUCCUGGCUUUCUUUGUUUGUUCAUCUCUGGGUCUUGAAAUCCCCAGCCAAACAUGUCAUCCAAAUGAUUUGCUGGCUCUGCAAGAACUUGCAGGAAACCUUACAUAUGGGUCCAUUAUUUCAGCAUGGUCCAAUGAAUCCAUAUGCUGUAAAUGGGAUGGUGUUGCCUGUGAAAAUGGUGGUAAUGGAUCAGUUGCAAAUAGAGUGACCAUGCUUAAUUUGUCCAAAAAAGGUUUGAAGGGAGUGAUUUCGAAUUCUUUGGGCAGAUUGGAUUGGUUGAAAGUGCUUGAUCUUUCGCAUAAUCGUCUCGAAGGCGGAUUGCCCACAGACCUUUCAAAUUUGCAGCGGCUAGAAGUUCUUGAUCUGAGUCAUAACUUGUUGGUAGGACUUGUAUCUGGAGUGCUUGUUGGAUUGAAAUCCAUCCAAUCACUGAACAUUUCUAGCAACUCAUUCAAUGGGGACUUGCUGAAUAUUGGGGGAUUUCCAAAUGCUGUUGUAUUCAACAUCAGCAACAAUUCAUUUUCUGGAGAAUUCAAUUCUCAGAUAUGCAGUUCCUCCAUGAGGAUUCGGAUUAUUGAUUUAUCCAUGAACCAUUUCACUGGAGCGCUUGAAGGCUUGGACAAUUGCAGCAUAUCUCUGCAGCAGUUGCAUUUGGAUUACAAUUCUCUGUCAGGGCACAUUCCGGACUCAUUGUAUUCAAUGUCUUCUUUGGAGCAGGUUUCACUCUCUUCCAACAAUUUCUCUGGCCAGUUAAGCAUGAAACUCAGUAAUAUAUCUAGCCUUAAGACCUUAGUCAUAAAUGGGAACCGAUUUUCGGGUCCCCUACCUAAUGUAUUUGGGAACUUAACACAUUUAGAACAGCUAGUUGCACAUUCAAAUUCGUUCCUUGGACCCUUGCCUUCCACACUGGCACUCUGCGCAAACCUACGGGUGCUUGAUCUUAGGAACAACACUUUAUCUGGCUUUAUUAAUCUUGAUUUCACUCAAUUGCCUUUUCUUUGUACUCUUGAUCUUGCAAGUAAUCAUUUUUCGGGUCCCCUGCCGUAUUCAUUGUCUAGUUGUCAGAAAUUGAAAAAAUUGAGUCUUGCGAAGAAUGGGCUAACUGGCCAGAUUCCUGAGAACUAUGCCAACCUCAGAUCCCUUUCAUUUCUAUCUUUGUCGAACAACAGUUUCAUGAAUUUAUCUAGAGCGUUAGAUGUUCUGCAGCAGUGCAGGAAUCUCACCACUCUCAUACUAACAAAGAACUUCCAUGGAGAGGAAAUCCCAAAAAGUUUGAGUGGGUUUGAGAGCUUAAUGAUUUUUGCACUCGGGAAUUGUGGCCUGUAUGGCCAGAUCCCAGUUUGGUUAACUUAUUGCAGCAAGUUAGAAGUCCUCGAUUUGUCUUGGAAUCACUUGGAUGGCAGUAUCCCUGAUUGGAUUGGUCAGAUGGAAAGUUUGUUCUACUUGGACUUCUCGAAUAAUUCGCUUGUGGGUGAAAUUCCAAAGAGUCUGACUGAGCUAAAGAGCCUCAUUUCCAUAAACAACAGUUCAUCCAAUCUUAACACUACCACUGGCAUACCUCUGUUCGUCAAGCGAAAUCAAAGUUCUACUGGUUUGCAGUACAAUCAGGCUUCAAGUUUUCCUCCGUCUAUAUAUUUGAGCAGUAAUAAAUUAAAUGGGUCAAUUUGGCCAGGAAUUGGUCAAUUGAAACAGCUCCAUAUCUUAGAUUUGAGUAAGAACAACAUAACUGGGACCAUCCCUAGCUCCAUUUCGGAUAUGGGGAACUUGGAAGUUCUGGAUUUGUCAUGCAAUGAUCUUUAUGGAGUGAUUCCUUCCUCAUUCAAUAAGCUCACUUUUCUGUCGCAGUUCAGUGUGGCUAAUAAUCACUUGCAGGGAGCAAUUCCAACUGGGGGCCAGUUCUUAAGCUUUCCCAACUCAAGCUUUGAGGGCAACCCUGGACUUUGUGGGGGGGUUGUUUCUCCUUGCAAUAUGGGACUUCAACCAGCCAUCCAACCUGGUUCCAAUAGUAAAUUUGGCCGAAGCAGUAUCGUUGGAAUAACGAUUAGUAUAGGAGUUGGGAUUGCAGUGCUCUUGGCCAUUGUUCUUGUUAGAAUGUCAAGGAGGGACGUGGGAGAUCCAAGAGAAGGAUUCGAUGAGGAUAUCAGCAGGCCGCACAGGUUAUCUGAAGCGUUUGGGCCUUCGAAGUUGGUGCUUUUUCAGAAUUCGGAUUGCAAGGAUCUCACAGUGGCAGACUUGUUGAAUUCUACAAACAACUUUAGCCAAGCAAACAUCAUUGGUUGUGGAGGAUUUGGUCUGGUUUACAAAGCUGACUUGUCUAAUGGUAUGAAAGCUGCAAUCAAGAGGCUUUCUGGGGACUGUGGGCAGAUGGAACGUGAAUUCCAAGCUGAAGUUGAAGCCCUUUCAAGAGCUCAGCACAAGAACCUUGUCUCUCUUCAAGGGUAUUGUCGGCAUGGGAAUGACAGGUUAUUGAUCUAUGCAUAUAUGGAGAAUGGAAGCUUGGAUUAUUGGCUACAUGAGAGGGUCGAUGGAAGCUCAGUGCUUAGGUGGGACACGAGACUGAAGAUAGCCCAAGGUCGACGACCCGUGGAAGUCUGCAAGGGAAGAAACUGCAGGGACUUGGUGUCAUGGGUGUUUCAGAUGAAAUCUGAGAAGAGGGAGGAGGAAAUAUUUGAUUCAUCGAUAUGGGAUAAGAAAAGGGAGAAAAAACUUCUAGAGGUGCUUGGUGUAGCUUGCAAUUGUAUAGACCAGGAUCCAAGGCGAAGACCCUCUAUUGAUCAAGUUGUUUCAUGGCUUGAUUUAGUGGGAAUAGGGGAUAGUAGACAAUGA
Molecule: messenger RNA, 2847 nt
Organism: Ilex paraguariensis (yerba mate)
Lineage: Eukaryota; Viridiplantae; Streptophyta; Magnoliopsida; Aquifoliales; Aquifoliaceae
Source: the annotation of a GenBank genome assembly